AUGUCGACGCAAGGUGCAGAGAAUCGUGUCUAUAUCAAAAAUGGCCAAAUUGUGAAUCACGACAAGACAUUCAAAGCUGAUGUUUACAUAGAGGAUGCCAUUAUCAAAUUCGUAGGACCCGCUGCGGAUAUAACGGUGCCAGGUGGCGUGCGCACAAUCGAUGCCAGCGGCAAGCUAAUUAUUCCAGGUGGCAUAGAUCCGCAUACUCACAUGCAGCUACCAUGUGGCGAUGCGGUGACAGUGGAUGAUUUUUAUCACGGAACCAAAGCAGCUGUGGCUGGUGGCACUACAAUGAUAAUUGACUUUGUGUUGCCAAACAAAAACGAAUCCUUAAUUGAGGCCUAUGACAAAUGGCGCAGCUGGGCAGAUCCCAAGGUCUGCUGUGACUACGCACUUCAUAUGGGUAUUACUUGGUGGUCGAAAUCGGUGUCUGACGAGAUGGGCAUACUUUGCAAAGAGCUGGGCAUCAAUUCAUUCAAAUCCUAUAUGGCCUAUAAGGGACUCUAUCAGCUGGUUGACUCGGAAUUAUUGGAUGUCUUUGAGCGCGUACGAAGCUUGAAUGCUGUAGCUAUGGUUCAUGCUGAGAAUGGCGAUAUUAUUGCCAAGAAUGCCGAGCGACUGCUAGCUAAAGGUAUCACUGGACCCGAGGGUCACGAGUUGUCGCGACAGGAGGAGGUGGAGGCUGAGGCCGUGCAUCGUGCUUGCAUUUUGGCUCAUCAGGUCGAUUGUCCACUGUAUGUGGUGCACGUUAUGAGCAAAUCGGCGGGCAUUGAGGUAGCACGCGCUCGUGAGCGUUAUCGUGGGAAGUACAUCUACGGUGAGACCUUGGCGGCGGCUCUCGGUACAGAUGGCACCCACUAUCGCUGCCAGCACUUUGGUCAUGCGGCUGCUCAUGUGCUGAGCCCGCCCCUGCGACCCGACAAGACCACGCCCGAGUUUAUGAUAAAGCUACUAGCCAGCAAUGAUCUGCAGACGACGGGCAGCGACAAUUGCACGUUUAACAAGGAGCAAAAGGAGCUGGGCCUGGGCGACUUUACCAAAAUACCGAAUGGCAUCAAUGGCGUUGAGGAUCGCAUGUCCAUAGUCUGGGAACGUGGCGUACAUUCGGGACUGAUGGAUCCGUGCAGAUUCGUUGCCAUAACCAGCACAAAUGCCGCAAAAAUAUUCAAUAUCUAUCCUAAAAAGGGACGAAUUGCCAAUGGCUCAGAUGCUGAUAUUGUUAUUUGGGAUCCGCAAGCAACUCGCACCAUAUCCAAGGAUACCCAUCAUCAUGCGUGCGAUUUCAAUAUCUUUGAGGGCCAGACUGUGCAUGGAGUGCCUGAGUAUGUGUUGGUGCGCGGACGCAUUUGCGUGGAGAAUGGAGAGCUUCGAGUUACUAAAGGAUUUGGACGUUUCAUACCCACGCCGUUGCGACCGCCUUUUGUUUACGACAGUAUUGAUGGCAAGCAGGAGCAAGGGGAGGGGGAGGGACAGGAUAAUUUAGCUGCAGCGAUUUAA
Drosophila navojoa is the source of this 1497-nucleotide messenger RNA. Its product is annotated as dihydropyrimidinase CRMP. Gene Ontology annotation, cellular component: cytosol; cytoplasm. The record is from RefSeq and is a predicted model, not a curated record. Gene Ontology annotation, biological process: pyrimidine nucleobase catabolic process. Lineage: Eukaryota; Metazoa; Arthropoda; Insecta; Diptera; Drosophilidae. Gene Ontology annotation, molecular function: dihydropyrimidinase activity.